AGCAUGUUCUGGGGAAGCCGAAAGGAGGAGCCUUCUGAGCCUCCAGCUCUGCCACCUGUCAAACGGGGCAAGCUCUCGCCCCAGCUACAGAAGAUUGUCGAUAGCGACGAUACUAAUCCAUAUGAUGAUGUGUAUUCAUAUUACUCCGUCGAUUCGACCGACACCAAUUACCGCUACGCCGGUUACGCAACUCGCCUCAGGACACUGCUUCUCUCAGCUCAUCGCUACGUGGCUUACACCUCCGACGUAGGCGAGUCAUUCCGUCCAGUCGCGCAUCCUAUUCUCGUACGCUCCGCCUACGCAGUCUCCUGGGCAUACCUUCUCGGCGAUGUCGGGCACGAGGGGUACAAGGCGUACCUGCGCAAUCGCCGCGUCUUAGCGCCGCCCUGCGAAGCAUACAAGGAUUCAAGGGAUCUCACGCACCAGCAGAUCGUGAUGGGGAUGGCCACCGGAAAUGUCGGGGGCUCUUUGAGCUCUGCUGAUUGGGGUGAAGGCCAGAAGCAGGUAGACUCGGAUACGCUAACACCCUGGCCGACUGCGCAUAUUCCGCUCAUCGAGGAUUACCGGGUCGUUAUGGCGAAGCGCGCAGUCUUCCAGAGUAUUGCGAGUAUGGGGCUUCCUGCGCUCACAAUCCACAGCGUGGUGAGGUAUUCGGGGCGCGCGCUGAAGGGGGCCAAGAGUACAUUUGCGAGGACAUGGGUUCCUAUCGGGCUCGGUCUCUCUGUUGUGCCAUUCCUACCCUACAUCUUCGACCAUCCAGUUGACGAAGCGGUCGAUUGGACUUUCCGGACCGGACUGCGCAUAUACGGUGGUGAAGACGCCGUCAAGCCCUUACCGCAGCACCCACAUGCUGCAGGGGGAACGACGCACGAGGAGGAUUCUACUUCGCUAAGCCAUUUCCAUAUCAAAGCACCCGAGGUAGCAGAUGCCGCAAGUGCGAACGUAAGCUGGGACGAAUACAAAGAAGAACUGCGGCGCGCGAAGGAAAGGAGGAAGCGUGAACGAGAGGAAAGAGGAGAGUCAGGGAUCCUGGCUAUGUUGGGGUUUGGGUCGAAACAGAAGGAAGAAAAGGGUAAAACGGAGUGA
Messenger RNA from Aspergillus nidulans FGSC A4, 1086 nucleotides. Its product is annotated as mitochondrial fission process 1 family protein. The record is from RefSeq and is a predicted model, not a curated record. NCBI's taxonomy places the organism in Eukaryota, Fungi, Ascomycota, Eurotiomycetes, Eurotiales, Aspergillaceae. The coding region runs from base 4 to 1086 and encodes 360 amino acids. The transcript has 3 exons.